UGGACUGUGUGUGUGUGUGUGUGGUAGCGAUGGCGACACCCAGGCCUAGUCGUUCCGCCCCGGAGAUCGAAGACAAAAUGCUGCAGAGGGUUCUGCACGUCAGACUGACACCUCUCCCAGAUGGGGACUCAGAUCCAACGGUUUUCCUGGAAUCCCUGGCAGAGGAGAUUCUGAGAGAGGGAGGAACUGAUUUGCUUCUGAAGCGAUCAAUCAUCGAACGCGUACUGAUGGAUCGUCUGACUAAUCAGGCUUCUUGUCAUGCGGUAGAACACCCUGUUGAUUACCUCAUCAACUGCUACAGAAGGAUCCUGGAAGAGUCGAGGAAAGUUCAGGGCAUGAAGAACAAGACCCUUAGCGUCGAGCUUCAGGAAGCCCUCUCCUCUGUCAAGGAGCUCGUCGUGUCCUAUACCGGUCUCUUGCAGAUCCAUCCGGACAUGUUUCCUCAACCAGGCGGUCAUCAGCCUAUACCAUCUUUCAGGAGACUUGUUGCGUUCAUAACGGGAGGAGGGAGCGGGGGGUAUGGUGGUGAUUUGACGGACAUCGCCUUCUCGGGGUCGUCAACAUCUGAAGGAUCUGGGAGCAGUGGACUGUCUCUCCCACCCGGAUUUCUGGACCAGCUGGUUCAGAGGUUCGAUGGUGAGGGACUAGAAGAUAUAUUUCGCCCAGUUUUUGCCGAGAUCUUGGCACCCUAUCAUAGAAUAUCCCCUUUGGGUCCGUUCCACAGACCUUUGCAGGUGAUGGUCAUGUUGGUGUCCUACCCUCCUCUCGCGAAAGUCCUUGCUAAUCAUCCGCAAUGGCUGCCGACGUCGGACAAAGGUCGGGCAGUGGAUAGUACAAUCUUGGGGAGAUUCCUGCGUAUCACCCCGAUCCCCGAUCCCAGCGAUCUCUUCUUGAGCCCCGUACCUAGUGUUCGUGAGUGUUUUUCGAAACCAUCGCAAGCAAGGCCAGGGGAUAUCAAUGCCACCUUCCAGACGAUUCGAACAGUGAUGCAUCAGCUGUAUGAGGGACUGCUGGAAAUUUUGAAGAUCUUGCUGAAGGGCAGCGAGACACGGGAAAACGUUCUGCAGUUCUUAGGGACUGCAGUUGAGAAGAACAAAGAUCGAGGAAAAAUGCAGAUGAACCCAAAUUCAGUUGCUACUCAUGGAACUUUCAUGAGCUUGAGUUGGAUCAUGUUGAAGUUAUGCGAACCAUUCCUGGAUCCGCUUUCAUCAAAGAAGGACAGAAUAGAUUACUCUUACGUGACGCAAAAUAAUCGGGUGAAUUUCAGUGACUUAACAGCUAUUUUUGCCACAUCCGAUGAAGUGGCCUCAUGGGUUGACAAACGGAACUACGCUCGCACAGCAGGCUUCCGGCAGCUGCAGCAGCAAAGAGAGCAAGAGGAGCUGAAGCGCAUGGGGAUUACUGAUCAAGCUCAAGCAUCAUCAGCGGCAUCGUCAUCCUCAGCAUCACCAUCAGCUCCCCAAACGGCGAGGUCGUCGCCAACGCCACCUCCAGGACAAUUCCAUUUCAUCUGUGAAUGUUUCUUCCUCACUGCCAGGGUUCUCAACCUUGGCUUAUUAAAAGUCGUAAAUGUUAUGAAGGAGCUGUCAGAGUUCGCACAGACGGACGACCAGGAUCGCCGGCCGAUGAGAAUCUUUCUCAUCGGCCUGCAAUGCAGGCCGUCUGCUUGCACUAAUGGGAGAGAAUUGAAGUUGCAGGGAGGAGGUGAUUGCAGCACUAUGGCUGGUGGGAGCAGUGCAAGGGGUGCGAUUGCUGGACAAGGAAGUCGGAGGCAGUUGGAAAGAGGAGAGGGCAGCGGGAAGGACAUCGCCAGCUCAAGUACACCGUCGAGGGUGACUUCUAAAGACCUCACACCGGCAACUGACCCCUCGCUGUUCGUCCCACAGCCUGAAGAGAGACAAAAGAAGUUGCAGGCAGAGAAGGAGAUAUGGAAGCGCGUGGAACAAGGGCAGGAGGCUGUACCGAAGGGCCAGGGAGAGUAUUGGCUGAGGUGUCGGCUAUGCUCGACCAUUUGGAGGGGCACGAGCACACGUGCAGUUGAGCACUUCCUGAAGAUGCUCAAGUCGUGCCCUUUCCGAACAGGGGAGAUUGUGCAUAAGCUGGUGGCCCAAGGGGUGAAGGUGCUGCGAAGCGACAAGAAGACUCUCUACCUACUGCAGAACUACCGGCAGCUGCACAACAUCAAGGAGGGGGGGGCUGCAGCAAACGACGAUGGUGCGGACGCGGUUGUUCGUCGUGGUUACGAGGAGCCACAACCGCCGGUUGCUGCAGGGAGGGAGGCAGUCGAGGAGACGGCGCAGCGGGGAAAGGAAAGUGCAGCGGGGGAGACGCUGCGAGAAGAGUGUCAAUCCACCACAAGGGCGGCUCUGGUGCAGCAAACAACCAGCACGAGAUGGGUGGACAACGCAGCUCAAAAGAAGUUGGACAUUGCAUGGGCGAAGGCAAUGUUCCGGGCGGGAAUCACGCUCAAUUUUUUGAACUUGACACCACUCUCAAACUGCACGAGGUCAAGUGCAGCCUUUGACUGCAUGCUGGGAUGUCACGGGCUGCACUUUCGUCACGGACGGGCCGACCGAUCGGAGGGAGAGACCUGUCAUGAAUUUCUUGGCGGCGGGGGAGCAGGGAGCGGUGCUGGUGGCAACGGUGUCGAUGGAUGGAAAGAAGAAGACCGGACCAGCGCUGGCCAGACUUUGGGAGAAGAUAAUGAGGGAGUACGCAUCAAUGCAAUUUGCACCGACAAUGCGGAGGUGAACAAGAAGGCCGCGCAGAUUUUGGAGCGGCGCACGGACUUGGCGGUUUCGCGGAUACCUUGGGUUCCGUGUGCUGCGCAUUGCUGCAGCUUGCUGCUACGGGACAUCAGCAAGUUGGAUUGGAUCAAGGGCACGGUGAAUCGGAGCCACACCAUUGUCAAGUUUAUACGGAACCACCACUGCACACAUAGCCUAAUGAUGUCGUUGGACGACUCAUUAUCGCUGUUGCGACCGACCGAGGUCCGUUUUGGGUCGGUCUACAUGAUGAUGGAGCGGUUUGAGGGUUGGUGGCCCGAGUUGAAGAAGGUGGUGGAGGUGAUGGAGCCAUUGUAUGUAUUGCUUCGGAGGAUGGACAAGGACGGGACCGCCCCGUUAAACCUUGUGGAGUAUGACCGGCUAACGGAGAGGAUGUUGGGGGAGGUCAUGCUGACAGAGGAGCAGCGACGUACGGUGCUCGAGAAGGCCAUUGCCAUGAAAGUAAUGGGCAUGUGGAGCACGGCGACUCCGGCAGAGCGGAAUUGGUCUUCGAUGGACUUGGUCCACUCGAAGCGGCGGAAUCGGUUGAACCCCUCAACCUUGGAGAAGUUGGUGUAUAUUCACUGGAAUAUGCAGCUGCUGCACUCCGGGAAGAACUUGAAGGACGCCGGCUACAUCGACUUGUGGGCGCAGUUCUUCGAGUCUCUUCCGGAGCCUGAGGUGGAUGAUGGUUCUAUUUUGAAGGACCCCGUGGAGGAGAAGGACAAGACGGAGGACGAGCUGGUGCGGGAACGGGCCUUCAUCAAGACACCAAAGGGCCGGAUUCCGAAGAGCCUCGAAGACGAGGAGGAGGAGGAGGAGUGCACCGACGACAGCGACCUUGACGACGAGGUGUGGAAGGGGAAGACUCCAUGGUCGGAAACGUCUAGCGAAGGGGAAGUUGACGAGUCAUCGGACGAUGACUUUGAGUUGGGAAUUCCGACGUCAAUCCCGUGCACUACAUAUGUUGGGAGGAGGGAAGCAGCACAGCGCUGUCGAGAACGGCCGCCCACAACACCAUCUCAAUGCACGACGAACACUACAGCGCAUUACAACAUCCAAUUGGAUGUCGAGGUACCGCAGACCGACACCGACAUGGAGAUGGUGCUUCACCGCCGUCCAAUCGACACAAAUGAGGAGGAGGUCGACCGUGCAAAGGCAUGGGCUGAUGCGGAUCAAGAACGGGUGCAAAGGAGAAUGCGGGAGGAGGAGGAGCGACGCGCAGCUAUACCAACCCGCAGAGAAUUGGAGAAACUGAAGAAGAAGGUUGGAGAGCAAGAAUCGGAGCCAGUGGGGAAUAUGGGCCGGCUAGAGGAGGAAAAAGAAGAGGCGAUGGGCCAGUGAGAGGAGGAGGCAGAACACGAGAUUGGCCAGCCAUGGGAGGAAGAAGAAAAGAUGGAGGAGCAAGAGGAGGGAGAAGAAGAGGCUGGCAUGGAGCAACGAGAGGAGGAGAUGGAACAGGAGCAAGGGGAGGGCACGGACCAGCAAGAAGAGGAGCUGGAGGAGAGUGAGGAGGAGCAGCAGCAGGAAAAGACGGCGAACAUAGAGGAGGAGCAGCAGCAGCAUGCAGUGACGACCGUGUACAAGGGUCGGAAGCAAACUGUGGAGGCUGCUGGCUCACCGGAGAAUUCCCCCGACUUCCCAGCCAACAAAGCGGAAGCCCAACA
Chara braunii is the source of this 4432-nucleotide messenger RNA. The record is from the annotation of a GenBank genome assembly. Lineage: Eukaryota; Viridiplantae; Streptophyta; Charophyceae; Charales; Characeae.